AAAGACACCGCGCAUGCGCCGUUGCUCGAAGCAUGUUCCAAGAAUUACGCGGGAAAAACUGUAAUUUUUUCAACAUACCAAAGUUUAUAACAAAUGAGUCUUUAUAAAUUAAGGAAAUUAUUUUUAACGCCAAAGAAAUAUUCGCUUAAUCCAAUUAUGAAUCGACAAAAAUGUAUACGAAAUCGUUUCGAUUAAAAUGUUCAGUGAUUUUAUUUGUGAUAAUAAUUGUAUGUUUUUGUGAUUGUGCUAAACGAAACGGUCACACGAAAUUUAAAAGAAAAGUUAAUAAUUGGAGUGUUAUAAAGACAAACAAUUUGAACUCUCGGAAUACGACUACUGUCAACGAAAAACGCGGGUUUUUCGGACACGGUGUAUUCACGCUGGGAAAGGUGUUGAACUUCUUCCCAGUGGGAGGCGAGAGGGAGUGUCAGGCAAGUGGGCAUCACGUAGCUAGAUCUGGUAUCUGCUUGAACCCGUAUGACUGCAGGCAGCGGGACGGGACCGCUUCUGGAGACUGUGCCCACGGGCUGGGAGUGUGUUGUGUUUUUGAGGUGACGUGUGGAGGUACGGUUCAAAACAAUCUCACGUAUUUCUCAUCCCCGGGUUUCCCAGAACUUUGGUCUGGCGAGGAAGACUGCAAAAUUGAGAUCGAAAAGACACACGCCGGCAUCAUGCAGUUGAAAAUUGAUUUCAUACAUUUUACAAUAGGUCAGCCAAAUAGACGGACAGGAGCAUGUGAUGAAGACGCUAUGAUUCUUGGUGAAGGAAGAUCUAAUUUGACUCUGUGUGGGCAGAAUCAUAAACAACAUGUAUACUAUACCCUCUCAAGUGCGGUAGAAACUCGAGAGGAUGGUGAACUUCCAUCCACUCGGUCUACUCCCCUGUUCUUCAGGAUGAGAGGUGGGGAUCACCCUAGGCUGUGGUUGCUACGGAUUGCUCAGAUGCCUCUAGCGUACUCAGCUCCACAUAAUUGCUUGCAGUACCUCACGGAUACCAAUGGUACAAUACGAUCAUUUAAUUUUGCAUCAAACGGUCGUCAUUUAGCAAAUCAAGAGUACAGAUCGUGUAUUCGAAGAAAUACUGGAUUUUGUACCAUUCGAUACUCUCCUUGUGACAGUAGAUCCUUUCGGAUAGGACCGGGAGGCAAUGGACCUGAAGAUUUAAUUGCUGAUCCAGUCCAAAAUGACGAUAUGAUACCAGCUAAUGACCAAAUCCAGGAUGAAGAAGGGUCUGGAGCUGAACCUCAAAUUGCAGAGGCCACAACACCAGCUCCUGGCUUAAUGAAUAGGAUAUGGAGUUAUAUCUGGCCUUCUUGGAUAUGGGGGCAGAGUCGAACCUGGCACUGGUCUCCAUACAUCCAGAACUACGGAGACGAGGUUUUCCCGUAUUAUGGCUAUGGCAACUAUGGCAAAGGCCUUAGCGGGUACGGAAGACAAAAAUGCGGGGACCGAGUUACAAUACCUUGUGAAAACGAGUAUUUUGUUUCGAGUUCAGUAUUCAGUCCGGGAGUGUGUGACCCCCACCACUGUGGGAGCAAUUUCUGUCCCGGGAUGCGUUUUGAGGAUUGCCAUGUCGAAUCUUCAAUAUCCCCUUUUGCAGUAUCCAUGCAUUUUGGACCUCCUACAGUUAAAGAGAAUCCAGAAGAUAAUAUAGGAAUGUGUCUACGAUAUAAACAAAUUCCAUGCAAUUGAUAGUUUGGCAGAACUUGAUCCAAAGAUGUUGGUCUAGGAACAAUUUAUUUGAUACCUCCCAUGCAAUCAUUUUAGAUUAUCAAACUAUUUAUUUUAAUUUAAUAAAUUAACAGCGUUAGGAGCUCUACAUACAUUUUGUAUUUAAGUUUACAUUGUUAAUAUUUUAUGUAUUGUGUGGAAUGUAUCGAAUCUAUAUUCAAGAGAUUUAUAAGACUUUUCAAU
This is a messenger RNA of Pieris brassicae (large cabbage white), 1913 nucleotides long. RefSeq lists its product as uncharacterized. NCBI's taxonomy places the organism in Eukaryota, Metazoa, Arthropoda, Insecta, Lepidoptera, Pieridae. Bases 171 to 1691 code for a protein of 506 amino acids. The transcript has 9 exons. The record is from RefSeq and is a predicted model, not a curated record.